Vespa mandarinia (Asian giant hornet) is the source of this 11732-nucleotide messenger RNA. RefSeq names its product rabconnectin-3 alpha (gene Rbcn-3A). Gene Ontology annotation, cellular component: RAVE complex. Gene Ontology annotation, biological process: vacuolar acidification. Lineage: Eukaryota; Metazoa; Arthropoda; Insecta; Hymenoptera; Vespidae. Gene Ontology annotation, molecular function: protein binding. The record is from RefSeq and is a predicted model, not a curated record.
AUGGCCGCACCUUCGCGGCUGGAUUACUGUGUCACGUCAAUUUUACGUGUCCCUUCGGGAUUGCGAGAGGAGGAGUUGGUAGCUGAUUAACUCGUGCGUGAUACUUAUAUUGGUUAGAAAUUAAAUUCGUGUUUAAAAAUGAUCUGAUCUUAAUGAUCACAAAAUGAAUUGUCAUCAAAUAUUAAGCGGGGCCUGCAAUGCAGGCGACCGCUGCUACGCUGUCGGUUCUGUCGAGGGAAUAUCUUUCACGGCAUACGCUGCUGGUUGCAACAUUGUCAUUUUGGCUAACAAUUUUGAGCGUGUACAAAUUAUACCAGGAGCUGUACACAACUAUAUUAGGAUUAGUUGUUUGGACUGUAGUACGGAUACAGGAAAGAUUGCUGCAGCUUAUGAAAAUCAAGUCUGCAUAUUUGAGCCAACGCCAUUGAUACAUAGUACUUGUUCACAUCAAUUGGAAUAUCGUUGGGUUCAAACAGGAAGUUUACAAACAGAAUCUAAUAUCAGUUCUUUGUCAUGGAAUUUAGAAGGAACGAGACUAUUGACAGGUGGCGAACUUUUGCAAUUAUGGCAUCAAAAUAUUAUGCCAUUUCAAGAAGAGCAUACUACAAAGGCAAAAGCGUUACAGUCGGAAGAAAAUACUAUGAGUGGAAAUGAUCAAAAUGUUACCACACACUCUUCCCAAGAUCCUGGAGCAGUGACAUUCUCUAUUGGAGGUGAAGCUGAAAGUCCUGGACCUGGAGAUUCUAAUAAUGCUAAUGAUCCAGGUGCAUGGAAUUGUGUAUGGAAAUGUCGUACAGCUACACCAGUACAUCUUAUGAGAUUUAGCCCAGAUGGGACUUUAUUCGCAACAACAGGGAUGAAUGACAGAUUAGUCAAAAUUUGGUUUGAAAAUAAACAAAUUUUUCCAUUGCGAAGUGUAGAUCAAUCAAAUUUUUCUCAAACAUUAUCAAGUGAUAGUUACAGUUUCGUAUACGUAGCACAUCCACGUGCUGUAACUCAUUUGUCAUGGAGAAAAACAAGCAAAUAUAUGCCCAAAGGCUCAGUAUCUAACAUGUUGGUAACUUCAUGCCGGGAUAACAUUUGUCGAGUGUGGACAGAAACCAUACCACCUGAAAUAGAAGGUUUGGCUAAUAUGAGUCAGUUCGAAGGUUCUGAUAGACAUGGACAUCAUGGGAAACAUCGCCAUCAUAAUAUGCAUAAACAUAGAUUUAUGCAACGACUGAAACAUAUGAAAACAUGUUUUCAUAUUCGUCGCCAUGCUAAACAACAACAUCAAGCAGGCCAUGCGGCACCUACUUUGCCAACUUUACCUUCAACGUAUUCUGUGCAUGACUUUCAUAAUAAUUAUCAAAGUUCUGGCCACUAUCCAGGCAUGCACUUCCACUUAGCAGCUAGCAUUAAUGCAGAGACUGAUAUUCCAUUAGUACCAAGUUUAAUAACUGGAGAUCCUGAAAGAGAACCAAAUUUCAUUUUGCAUUGGCUUAAUAACAAAGAAAUGCAUUUUACUAUGCAAGCUGAAAGUAUUUUACAAGAGCUUACACGAAAGGUAGUAGAAAAGGAAGAGGGAUUGCAACAACAAGAAGUUGAUCAUAUAGAUCAUGAUUCAGAGGAUGAAUAUACAUUAAGAAGCAUCUUAUCCUGUUAUAUGCUCUAUGCAGAAAAAGGAAAUCGAUCGCAAAGUGCACAGAAGCAAGGUGUUGGUGGACGAUCUGCUAGUCAGGAAGAUCAUAGCAGUGAUGAACAUCAUACUACACAUACUACUUCCUCUCAUCAUAGCUUGGCUCAUAGUGCACAUUCUCAUCAAAGUCUUAGCAAUACUACAUCUAUAAAUUCUAUUGCAACAGAUGCAACAUCUUCAAUGAAUCAUGCACCAGAUUCGUUAGAUACAAAAAUAGAAACAUUAUUAAGAGACUGGCAUCAUAAUCCAGAUUUGCUUUUCUCAAUUCAUCCUAUAGAUGGAAGCUUUUUGAUAUGGCAUAUUGAAUGGUUAGAUGAAUAUCAUCCUGGUUCAUUUAGACAAGCACAGAUUUCAUUUUCCACACGAAUACCAAAUGCAUUUCCUCUUGGUGAUGCAUCUACUAUGAGCCACAAUGUAUCCAUGUAUUCUCAUAAUACUGGAGGACCGUUACUAAACAUUCGAGAAGUUGCAAAAUCUUCAACUAAACCUACAGAUCAAAUUUUUAAAGCUGCUGAGAUAACAACACCAUUACCAAGCCUUAUUGAACAAGAUGAAGAACAAUCAACAUUAACUUCAAGAGCAGGACAAGAAUUAUUGAAUAGUGUGCAACAUGUUGAUCAAGGUCAAAAUAAAACAACUUCCACAGGUGUUAAUAAUGCAGAGAGUGGAAAAAAUCAAGAGUUAAAUCAAGUUAAUGAUUUAUUAACACAUCCUAGCCCAAUGGUAUCAAUGGUGUCAAAACACUCUAAUGGAACAUUAAAUCUUUGGCAACUUACAUUUGCUGAUAAAACGAAAUUCUCUCAGGUGUUAAGUAUAGGUCAUGCAUGUAGAGCUUCUGGACAUCGUUUCCGAGUAAAUGACAUUACUUGUCAUCCUGUUCUUCCAUUGUUGGUAACAACUUCACAUCAUAAUAUACCUGAGUUUUCUAAUACUUGUUCUCAAAAUGCAGAUACUACAGAACAUGUAGAUCAUAAGCAGGAUGUGAAUAAAUCAAAAGAUAUGCCAUCAGCUAUAUGUAUAAAUGGUUUCUGCAGUGAAUUAAUUCUUUGGAGAGUAGAUGCUGUAGGACCUUUAUCUAAAAGUGGCGGAGUUUCUGAAUUAGCACGAAUUAAUUCUCCAGAAAUUUCUGCAUUUAGUAACGUUGCCUGGAUUCCAACAUUAUUACCAAGCACAACAUUAGGCAAUUUAUCUAAUUCUCCUAGUGCUUGUUUUGUUGCUAGUGAUGGGGAGUGUCUUAGAGUUUAUCAAGCUGUCAUUGAUGCUAGAACUUUGUUAGCAGAAGUAUCUAUCAGUGAAAGAAGGAGCAGAAUGAUGGAUUCAAUGGUCAGUCUCUCCACGGACAUUUCAUCUGAUGAUGGUAUUAGACAUUCUAUACAUGAUAGAAUAAAAAUAGUCUCUCAACAAUCAACAGCUAGACCAGGAUGUAUUAUACAAUUAGAUGCUAUCGAUGAUGCUACUCAUGAUUGGCAAAAUACUCAAUUCCUUCAUGUAUUCCAAGAGCAAUUAAUUACUGGCGAGAGAAGUGAUGAAAAACAAUGUGGAGUAGAUACCUCAAGUAAUGAUUUAGGUCUAAUGGAAUCGACAUUGGAUGCUAUGGUGGAUCUUCAACAAUCAGCAAUUUUUGAAGAACCAUUUUAUAUCGUGGUAUUAGAAAGAACUCAACAAGGAACAACAGUACAUAUGUGGCGUUUAGUUAUUGCAUCACAACCUGAGACAACAGGAUUAUCAGGAUCAAUGAUGUAUGUCCCAGAUUCUCAUUUAGUCCAAGAUGAAGAUGAGGAAGGUACACCCGGACGAUCUAGUCAUCAAGAAGGUAGAAGAUCUCGUAGACCAAGUCAAAAUGGAUAUAGAAGUAGACGUGAAAGUCAAGCUGAAUAUGAUACAGCUUUCCUUCAUCAUCGACAUAAUAGCCAUGUUCUUAUUACAACUACGAAAGUUUGCACUCAAGAAUUACCAUUACCAGAUGGAGUGGAGGUAAUACAUGCGGCACCAGCAGCGGGACACUUAAGUAGUUCAUCUAUAUAUCCUGCUUGUUUUGCACCAUACAUUAUUGUAACAGCGUGCAGUGAUAGUACUAUACGCUUUUGGAAAUGUAAAGUUACAAAAACUAUACCAGACAAACUUGAUUAUGAAUGGUGUGAAUGGGAGAUGGUUAGAAAAGAUCAGGAAUCUACAAUUGAUAUUACCGGUCAACCGUUAAAUAUUAGUGCAGCUUAUAGUGGUCGUAUUGCUUGUGCUUAUAAAUAUGGGAAAUCAUUUACACGUCCUACAAAAAGUGAUCCUGACUCAAGAUAUGUAAAUCUUUGUGUUGCAAUAUAUGAAUGUGAAAGUACAGGUGGCAGUGAAUGGAUUUUAGAGGAUACAAUUCAUUUGAAGAAUAUUCAUUUACCUCGAAUUCCAGUAGAUCAACAUUUAGAUCUUAGCUAUUUGUAUGAUAGUAGAUUUUUACAGAAAAAACAAAGGCUUACGCAAGUUUUACAAACUCUUAGCCACGAAGACAUAAGAUCACCAAGGAACGGCGAAAAUGGAGAAAGUACAAAAUCUAACGCUGGUUUGCUGGCAGUUCCUUCAUUCAGUACUCUUCAAUCUUUACGAAAAUCAAUCAUAGAAAAUGGUAACACGUGUCCACUGACGCAAAAACAUUUAGUUCAAUUGGAUUGGGUAUCCAAAGAAGAUGGUUCCCAUAUAUUAACAGUUGGUGUUGGAUCCAAAAUUAUGUUGUUCACACCAGUUUGCUCUGACCUUGCACAAGCAAAUAUGAAAGCAAUGAAAGAAUCUCAAAGUAGUAACAGACCAAUACUAAGAAAAACUUCAUCACUAGCACAACCACAGUUUGUAGAUGAAAUUCGAUGGAUGAAAUUAAGAAAGAUUGAAUUAACUACAGCCGAUGGAUUGCCACCUUUACCUAUGCAAAUAUCAUGGGUAAGAGAUGGUAUAUUAGUUGUUGGUAUGGAUUCAGAAAUGCAUGUUUAUUCACAAUGGAAACCAAGUCCAAAGAAAGAUUGUUUCCAUUCAAAUCUACAACAUCAGGAAUCAGAUGAAUUUCAAGCAAGUAGAAAUUUAAGAGACGAAGAUUUAAGAACCUUAGCUCAAGAAACAUCGCAACGAAGAUUGGCUAAUGUAUCAUCUAUGCCACAUUUAUCACGCGUUAGUAGUAUUAAUUUAACGAUGCUCGAUGCUAAGAAAAAACGUGGGAUACAAAAUGAGAAUGUUAGUUUCGAUUACAUGCCCGAUUAUGGUCUUUUUGAAGCAUCAAGGAUAGCUUGUCCUGUAUUACCACAAUAUCAUCCAAAACAGUUAAUGGAAUUGUUAAAUUCUGGAAAAAUUCGAUGGGUUAAAGCUAUUCUAUCGCAUUUAGUUAGAUGUAUAGGAAGUUCGUGUUCUUUGAGAGUUGAUGAUGAAAAUAUGGUUAAACAAAGAGGUGGAUGGUCUAGAUCAAGGACAAUGUCAGUCAGUUACGUUGGUACAACUUCACCACUCGAACCAAGAGGUUCAACGACUCAAAUACCAGAAGAACUUACUUUAGAUUAUGCUGAAAUCACUUCUAUAUCACCGUUACCACUUUGGACACUCUUAAUUGCAGAUAAAGAAACAAAUGCUGUUCAACAAAACGAAGACAAACAGGAUUAUAAUGAAUUAUUUGAUAGUAAUUUGGAAGAAGGUGAUUCAUUAGAUGAUAUGUUAGAUGAAGAUUAUGAUUGUUCACAUCAAAAGGACAGACGAGCUUCGGUACCAGAAAGACAAGGAAUAUCUCAUUUUGGUCCCAGACAGGGUAGAAUGUUGUCGCGUCUUUUAACUCAUACUCAUUUACCUGGUCUAUCUAGUCUUGAUCAAAUGCAUCUUCUUGCAUUAGCUGAUACCGUGUCAACAUGUAAUGUUGAUUUUGCAGAACGUUUUGCAAUAGAUGCAGCUAAAAAUGCAAUUGCAAAGGAAAAUUUAACAGGUAUACCCGAUGGCGAAGCAGUUUCUAUGGAUUCAUUGGACGACUGUGGGCUCAGAUUCCUUUUGGCUAUGAAACAUUAUAAUUAUUUAAUACGUUGUCUUCCAUUGGCACAAAGAGCACAAUUCCAGAAGCAAGGUAUUUCAUCUAAUAACCUUGUAUGGGCUUUUCAUUCCGAAUCUGAAGAAGAAUUGCUAGGAUUAAUUCCAUCAUAUGCAAAGGGACAGCCCAAAUGGUCUGUAUUAAAAGAACUUGGUGUUGGUUGGUGGAUUAGAAGUAAUAUUGUGUUAAAACGAUGUAUCGAUAAGAUCGCUAAAUCGGCAUUUCAACAAAAUCAAGAUCCUUUGGACGCUGCUAUUUAUUAUUUAGCUAUGAAGAAAAAGAAUUUAGUAUGGGGAUUAUUUAGAAAUAAAAAAGAUGACAGAAUGACCUCCUUUUUUGCAAAUAACUUUACAGAAAACAGAUGGAGAAAAGCAGCCUUGAAAAAUGCAUUUGCACUACUUGGAAAGCAAAGAUUUGAACAUGCUGCAGCAUUCUUUUUAUUAGCAGGCGCAUUGAAAGAUGCCAUUGAUGUAUGCCUGGACAAAUUAAAUGAUAUUCAACUUGCAAUGGUUAUUGCAAGACUUUACGAAGAUGACACAACAUCUCCACAUAUGAGAAGAUUGCUUUAUGAGGAAAUUUUAGGUUGCGAUAAAGACGGUCAAAAUCAAGAUAUGAACAAAUGUCAUCCUGAUCCUUUUCUACGAAGUAUGGCACUGUGGAUACUUAAAGAUCAUUCAGGAUCUCUCAAUACUUUACUUUUAACUAAUGUUGGUACUAUGCAUCCACAAUAUAAUGAUGAAUCUGACAAACCUGAGGGUGCUACAGCAAAUCCAAAUGUCUUCAAUUUUUAUGUCUAUUUACGUACACAUCCAUUAUUAAUUAGACAGUAUAUUGCUUCUACUGCACAAGAUAAAAAGAAGGGUCAUUCUGUAGUUAUAUCAGGAUUUAGUUAUGGUACAGAGGUGAAGACUCAACCAGAUAAACAUCUUACGUUAGAAGACAGUAUUACUCCCUUAGAAAGACAAUUAUAUUUCACUACUGCUCAUGCUCAUUUUAAAGCAGGCUGUCCUGCUCUUGCUCUUGAGGUUUUGUCUAAAUUACCUAGUAAAGUUAUGGAUACAAAUUGUGAAAAUUCACCUAGUCUCUUGAAUAGUCCAACCAAAUCCAGGACACAAGAUGUACAAAUAGAUACAGGGAUUAUUGUUUGGGGUGCAGAAACUAAACAAACUUCUGAUACUCAAGAAUCAGUUGCUUCUAUUGAUUGGGGAGCUACCAAUUGGUCGCAACCUAUUGUGCGAGAAACUGAAGAAUUAGUGUUGAAUUGGGACGACGAUAAUGCCGAUAACGAAGAUGGCGAUAGUCCUCCAUUAAGCAUGAAACUGGAUGGAAAUCAAAAUGGCACUGUUAAUAAAUUAGACAAAGAAGAAGAACUUGCAAAAUCAUCUGGGCAGUUAGACAUUAUGGCACAACAAUUAAAAUUUGUUGCUUGUUUAAAAAUUCUCAUGGAAGAAUUAUCAACAUUAGCUACUGGUUUUGAAGUGGAUGGAGGGCAACUUAGGUAUCAAUUGUAUGUUUGGCUGGAACGAGAAGUAGAUGCUUUGAGACAACUUUGUAAUUAUAGUGUCAAUACGGAUGGAGAUGCGAAUAAUACUUCAGAAUAUGAAGGUGGAAUGGUAGAUGAUGUACCUCCAUGUAGGGCUGGAGAACAACCAACAUUGCAUGAAAUAUUAGUUGCAGAAAAAUUAGAUUUUGAAGCUAAAGUACAAAGAGCUGCCAAAAGGAAGAAAUGGUUGAAAGCUAAUGAAACAUUGUUAAGAACAUUAUUAUCGUAUUGUUCUCUUCACGGAGCAUCCGGUGGUGGUUUAGCAUCCGUGAGGAUGGAAUUAGUACUUCUUUUACAAGAAUUACAACAGGAAAAAACUCAACAGCAAUUACUUAGUCCACUUCCUUUCCCGACUACUCUUCCUUUGUUAAGCGCGAGUGUUGCUUGUAAUAAAACAGUAGUUGCUGAUCCUGUCAGACAUUUACAGUCUUUAGCACAUGAUAUGUUACAAACAUUAGUAGAAUUACGAAAUCCUCCAAUGCCUAAUAGAAAUACAUAUUGCCGUGAAGUAUUUAUAAUGAGAGAUUUAGCAGUUGCACUUAGUGCUUGUAUUUAUCAAUCUUUAUGUGAUUCCGAUACUUUUGUUAUGAAACAUCAUCAACCAGAUAGCUUCCCGGUAGUAGCAGAAAUAGAAACAUUUUCUGGUGGUCAUUUAGUUGCUUCAAAUCGUUAUCAUCGACGAUAUUCAACGGACGAUGGAGUAUGCAUAACUACCUCACCCUCUAAGUGGCCCGGCGUUACAAAUUUACGUGCUUUAUUGGCACGCGAAAAAGAUGAAGAUACACCAAAAUUAAACAUUCUUCUUUGUGAAACUUUUGUAGCAACGUAUAUGAGUUUAUUCGUUUAUGCCUUAUCAAGCUGUGAUAGCCAUAUUUUAUAUAGACUUGUUGGUCAAUGUUUUGACAAUAGUACUUGGUCUUGUCUUUUUGGAGGUGGUGUUAAAAAAUUAUUGCGAGUAGCAAGCACGAGUAGUCAGAGUAAUAAUACAAAUGCUAUCGAGAAAGCAGAGAUUUCGAAUGAAAAUCAAAGUACUACUAGUGCCAUGUGGAAUACUAUGACAUCACUGACUAAACAACGUAUGAAAUUAAAUAUGAAAUUGUUAGGACAAUUCACAGGACAACAACCAAAUAUGAAGGAAGACAAACCAACAUACAGAGAACAAUUUGUUUCACCCCAGAUGAGCAUGGUUUCCUAUUUCCUGAUGAAGCCACGUAUAGAGAGUGAAUAUGCCGAUGAAAUUGACUACGAUUCGUCAGACUCUGCUGUAUCGGACUUAGAUUCUUCUGAAGAUGAGGAAGAUGUGUUUGAUACGAAUUCGAAGCCAAAGAUUAAACCAAAGGACAACAUAGAACAUUCUAAUCCAAACUCUCAUAGCUGGUGUAUCAUGAGAUUAGCAAUUGUUAAAAUAUUGCAAAAGCAAUUGCAAGAUUUCUUAAACGUUGCAGGCAUAGAAAUGCAAGAAUUACCUGUGAGUAGUCCAUUAAUUCAUGGCACAUUAGGUAUUGUAGCACAAUGGCAAGAAACUUUAAGGGAGGAAUUAGAGUCAAAAGGACCCGCUCCUAUAAAUUAUAUACCAGGUUGUACACCAGAUCCAGCGCCCACACCUGGAAAACCAGCUAUUCAUAAGUAUCGUGCAUUAUUAGAAAAAGGAAACACGCCUUUUAAUACCCGCAUGGCAUCCGCAGCUCCUGCAAAUCGUUUAUGGUGCUACUUAGUUAGACAAGAAUUGGUUCAAGAUAUAUUUAUAAGAGCAGUAUUUGGAAAAAGGAGAUCGUUAUCAUCUAUACUCGAUAGCAAUCAAACAGCUAUUGAUAAUUUAAAUCGAGGAGAAGAUAAAGGAGGAAGCGACAGUGGUACAACAAGCGUAGCUGAGCCUGUCAGAAUUAUUCACAAGGAACAAGAUAGUAUUAGUGCAUUUUGCCUAAAUCAGGUGAAUGGAGGAUUAAUGGCUUUAGCCACCCCUCGUGAAGUUCAGGAAAUGAAUAUAUCAUUACUCUUAGAACUUCCAUCGUGGCUAGAAGAUGAAUGUGAAUUCGAUAUAAUUAAUUUAAGUAAACAACAGGAUGCAGAAUCCGUACAACCAACUAGCUUCUUAGUUAUACAGACAGCAGCUGAUCGUCCAUUACUUGCACAAAGUCCACAAUCAAAUAGUCCUCAACCUCAGUCAGGUAUAGCGAGCCAGAGUGGCCGAGGUGCUAGUGUGAUUUUGAAGCAUAAAAUCGAUGGUAUCAGAAGGAUUUCGUCUCAUCCACUUUUACCACUGUACUUAACUGGAUCGCAAGAUGGAUCAGUCUCGUUAUGGGAAUGGGGUCAUCAAACAGCUGUUGCAACACCAAGACCACCAGGUACAUUUGCUAAAGUUACUCGCGUACGUUUUUCUCAACAUGGUAACAAAUUCGGAGUGGCUGACUCUGAUGGACACUUAAGUUUAUUCCAAGUGGCUUGUAGAGAAGGAACAGCACGUCCAUUUUUUAAUUAUCAGUGCCAUAGUAAAGUAACAGCUGAUUUCGUCUUUCUUGGAGCAUGCAGUCUCAUAGCUACCGCAGGUCAUGGUUCCGAAGGACGCAAUGUUGCGCUUUGGGAUACAUUACUACCACAAAAUAAAUCUCUCAUACAAGGUUUUACGUGUCACGAGCAAGGAGCUAGUUCUCUUGUAUUGGCACCACAACAUCAAUUAUUGAUAAGUGGUGGUAAAAAAGGAGAUAUCAAUAUAUUCGAUGUGCGACAAAGACAACAACGUCAUAGAUUCCAAGCACAUGAAUCUGCUAUAAAAUGUUUAGCUUUGGAUCCACAUGAGGAAUUCUUUGUUAGCGGUGCUGGUGAUGGAGAUAUUAAAAUAUGGGGAUUAACCGUCCAUUGUCUUCUACACUCUUUUCCUGCAGAACAUCCUCGAUCUAGUUUUUUCAAAAACAUUGGACAGGGUGUUACACAAUUACACGUAGACUCAGCAGGACGUUUAUUUUCAUGUGGAGCAGAUGGUUCAAUGAAAGUUCGUCAGUUGCCAGAGCGUGACUGCGUUGUUCACACAUUAUAUUAGAAAAUUUACAUUAAAAACUUGUGCUUCACAAAUAGGUAAAACUAUGCAAAAUUUGUUUAUGCUUUAUGAGGAAUAGAGUGGACCAUUAAAGAUAACUGCAUAUGUUAUCUUAUAUUACACACGCGGGCAAUACAUCUCUAUUUGAGUCAGUAACAUAUAUCAUUGCCAAUAUAUUACAUCUCUGUUCAUAUGACCUGAUAUAUGCAAGUGAAUUGGGAAUGCUGUAUCAAAAAUACAGCUAUAUAAAAUAUAUGUAUUAAAAAAUAACAGUCUGAUCUUUAGAGACAUUGUGCUAGUAUUGAGAAAUGAUUUCUUCAGAAAGUUCCAUAAAAAUAUAAUCCCUAAGUAUAAUAUAUAUAUAUACAUAUAUAUAUAUAUGUGUAUAUAUAUAUAUACAUAUAUAUACACAAAUUUAUAAUUUUGCAAUAUACGCACACAUGUUGAUAGUGUGGCACAGUGUUUUAACAAAUUAAUAUGUGUUAUAGAAAAUAGUUCACAAUAUGAAAAAAUAAAAUGUAUUCCAUAUGGAAUCAUAUAGUGUUGCCUAAAACCAAGGUUCUAGAAUCUAAUUACAAGAAAUUAUAAUUUUAGUUAGAUCAGAAGUUAGCUAGUUUUCAGCUUUGUUGUAAUAUCUUUGGUAUUAUUUGCUAUACCUUUAAAACAGUGUAUUUUCGCCAAAGUGUAUAUAUCAUAUGAUAAAACGUAAUUUAUUAUUAACAAUCAUUCCUUUCUCAUAUGAAAGUAAACUUAUUGAUUGAUUGAAUCUGUAAUCUAUACGAAUCACAAUAUUUUAAUGUAAGAUAUAAUUCUGUGGAAAUAGUUUUAUUCAAAAGAGAAGAAUUCUUUUGAAUAACAAAACCUAAGCAAUCAUUUCCUGCAGAAUGUAUAGCUAUCAAGUAUACAAUCAAUUGUACAUUAUUCAUAUGAACAUUGUUUAUAAUUACAUGGAAUGCGCAUUUUCCAAUAUAAAUUUUUUUUCUUUAUUUAGACAAAAUUAAUUGUUGAUGUCUUUCGUCUGUAAUACAUUAUAAAAUGAAAAACUAUUAUUAUAUUCGUUAUAGUAGUGAUUAAGUAGAAAGUAAUUUGUGUAAAAAAAUCUCACAUAAGAGAAUUAAUCUAUUAAAUGAUGGUAAUAAUGGAUGAUAAUAAUGAUGAUGAUAAUGAUGAUGAUGAUGAUAAUGAUAGUGACGAUGGAACAUAAAUUUCCAAGAAACGUGAGACGUGCAACUACAGUUUUGAGUAGAUAAUACUAAAAGUCUUUAAAGGCUGAAAAGUGAAAUAAUCUAAAUAAGUUCAUUGAGAUGAAUGUUAUUUAUUCUCUGGAACGGAAUAUGCAGGUUCCUAUCAUUGAACACUUAACCUAAUUUCAUACACAAUAAGCUGCGUUAAAAAAAGUAAUACAAAUAAAAUCAUUAAACCAAUGUAAAAUUAA